GGUGCCUGGGGGAGGGCCUCGGAAGGGGCUGCCCAGCGCAAUCGCGCCCCUGGCACUUGCUAAGAGAUUCUCAGCCCUUUCUCUGCAGCUGCCACUUGAAGUCUCCACGCUUUCCCUCCAGAGGAAAGAAGCCAUCUAUCUAAAUCAGCUGUGUCUCUGCCUCUCCUUUCUCCCUCCGCCAGCCGCCACCCCCACCCCUUCCAUUGUGUUGUGCGUUUAGCUCCGCUUCCUGCGUGAGACCCUAACCUCUUGUAGCAGCAGGCGUUACUGAGGGUUUCGGAACCUCGAGUUGCAAUGGAGCUGUACGGAAAGAUGGCCUCUUCCCAAGAUGCCAGGUAUGGCCAGAAAGACUCCUCUGAUCAGAACUUUGACUACAUGUUCAAAUUGCUCAUCAUUGGCAAUAGCAGUGUGGGGAAAACAUCUUUCCUGUUCCGUUAUGCGGAUGACUCCUUUACAUCUGCAUUCGUCAGCACAGUUGGGAUCGAUUUCAAAGUAAAAACUGUAUUCAAAAAUGAAAAGAGAAUCAAGCUUCAGAUUUGGGACACAGCAGGCCAGGAAAGAUACAGAACUAUCACCACAGCCUAUUAUCGUGGAGCCAUGGGCUUUAUUUUGAUGUAUGACAUCACAAAUGAAGAAUCCUUCAAUGCGGUACAGGAUUGGUCAACUCAAAUUAAAACAUACUCUUGGGAUAAUGCCCAGGUUAUCCUGGUUGGGAACAAAUGUGACAUGGAAGAUGAGCGGGUCAUCUCAACGGAGAGAGGCCAACAUUUAGGAGAACAGCUUGGGUUUGAAUUUUUUGAAACAAGUGCCAAGGAUAACAUUAAUGUCAAGCAGACAUUUGAGCGUCUUGUGGAUAUCAUCUGUGACAAAAUGUCAGAGAGUUUGGAGACGGAUCCGGCCAUCACUGCCGCAAAGCAGAACACAAGACUCAAGGAAACCCCUCCUCCACCACAGCCCAAUUGUGGUUGUUAAUGUCCCCACAAAGGCAGUUCUGCGGGGCGGGGGGCACAUCACCAACCAACAGCAUUUAUAAAUGGUUGAUUAACCUUCAUUUAUACUGCCUAAUAAUUAUUUGAGGGAAAUCUUUGAUGUCAGUGGCUCAUACAUGCAUUCAAUUCGUGGGAGAUUUCCUGUGUUAAUAUGUGGCAAAUAUGUGAUCUCAAAUUUGUAAGGACUAUCCAUCUAUAAACAUCUGGUAUUUGCAUGUAAUUUGUUACUUGUCUUUGUAGGUUCUUUUUGUUUCAGAUUUCUUCUCAAGAUUAAGCUACUGCUGGGACCUCAGACUGUAAUUUCACUACAACUGACUUUUGUGCCACGGGUUCAAAUUUGCAAUUCACUUGUAUGGAUGAUAAACAAGGAAUUGUUUGUGUGUGUGGACAAGAGGAGAUCUCAGGAGACCGUCAUGGGUCUGGUUAGUUUACCGUUCAGGAAAUGUGUCUGUUUUUCAGUGUUAUUAAUAACUGAGGAGACCAUUGACUAUAAAGAACUUAAAGUACUGUGUUUGAAACUCUUGCCAAUUUUCUAAGACAUUAAAUCUAGUUCCAGUGUGGGAAGUAGAAUUAUUUAAUAGGAACUAGAUUUAAACAAUCCUCUUAAUUUAGUUGUUUAAAUGAUCAAUGUCUCUAACCCAGGGUUACUGUUGCCACUGUAUGUGCCCAACAUUCUGAAUAGUUGAGGGCACCAACAGCCUGAGAGGCAUCUGGUUAAGGCAUGAUGUGACAGUUGUUUUAACCAAGACAGGUAGGAAUACCUGCAGCUAACAAAGGACUGCGUUCACCCCUAUUUCCCUAAUAACUGCCCCCCCAUUACACACAAAUCACCACCACUUUCUGAAACCAUCACCAAUGCUCAGAAUCAAGCUCAAGUUGAAGCUUGUUAGAGCCCCUCUUCUCACAGGAUAGAGGCUUGCUUCCCAAACCAGUGCCUUCUGUUCACACCUCAGCUACAUUCUUGUAUAAUACAAGUAAUUUAAACAAUAUCCCAAUGGUUCAAAGAUUGAGGAAAAGACCAUGUUUAUCUCUAGUCUUUUUCAAUCCAGUUCUUCCUAAUUCUAAUGCAUAUCCCCAUUCCCUAUAGGAAUAACAAGCAUACAAAUCUCACCAGCUCUUUUCAUUGGGCACCAGAAGGAAAUUGGCAUCUCAGCACAUCCAAUAUUGUUUGCAGUUUAUAUGUUAGGAAGGCACAGAUUGGCAGAUGUAGAAGGACAGUUUCAUUAGGUAGAGUCACUUUCCCCGUCUUUUGGUGGCUAUGUUCAAGUUUUUUUUUUCCCUCUCUUCAUGCACAGUUCCUGUAAAAGUAUUGGGUGCAAGUCUUUUUAGCAAGGAUACUGAUAGGUAAAUUUGCCAUUGGAUAAUAAAUGUCUACAAGCUAAAGAACUAGGUCAUAUACAUUAUUAGUAAGAAAGUGAAAAUUACAGAAUACCUGUGGGAUGUUUUAAGCCUAUCAGUGUCAUUUCUCACCUUGAGCUUCAGAUCCACUAAUUGGUAAUAAAUUUCCACCUUGGCACCCUAGAUGGCAGGCCACAGCUUAGUAAAGACAAGAAUGUCUUAUUGGAUUUUAAUGCGCCAACAAGCUUCAAGAAUUCCAGAAAUGACAGUGAAGGGAAAGAGAAGGGGAGUGGCAAUCAAAACAUAUUUGUUUGCUACAGAAGCCUAUUUGCAUGAUAGUGCACUAUUUCUAUAACCUGGACUAGAACAUGGCCAUGUUCAAUGAUAGAGCUGUUACGUUCAGUUGUAUAAUCUAAUACCAAGCAAGAAGGCAAGGAAAACUUGCCUCUCUCACAGCCCCAUCCCAUAUACAUAUACAGAUGUCCGGGACCUAAGUAUGAAGUCCACAUGGCUUUUACAAGGACCUUGCUAUAUGCAUUAUUUUAAAGGGGAGAGCAGAAUCAGGGUCAGAAAUGUAGAAGGUAAAGAGCUGAGUUUUACUUUUGUGUAAACCCCUUCUCUGAGAAACUGACUGAAAUUGGCCCUAAGACCAAAAGACCAAGUCAGGAGCCUACUUCACAAUGUCAGACAUGACUAAUUUGAACUAAUUAGUUCAAAAUUGGACUAAUUUAUGGCAGUCAGGGAAGCGGGAUGCCCAAGUGUCAUUGCCAAGGAACUGUGGAUACUUUGUUUUCCAAACCUCAGUUGAGGUGGGGCUUUCCUAAUUCAUUCUCUGUCCUGAAGCUCCCACCCAGGUGUGAGUUUCAAUGAGAAGUUUCCAGAGGGGAUUGUAACAGAGCUCAAUGCUAUGAAGCAUUAGGAAGAGAGGAUAUUCUCUAUUCCUAAUUUUACUAACGGAUUUUGGUUUUAAAAUUAAAUAUUUUUUGUCAUAAGAGGUAAUGCUGGAGGAUUCAACUAUAUUACUUAAAAUUUUUAACACUAAUUGCAAUGUUUAACCUUUUUGCUGACAAUACACACACACUCAGCCUCUUACAUUCUCUCCAUCCCUCACAAAAGCUUAAUAGCCACAAAUUGUUUUUAACGAUGGCGUAAAUUUGUACUUACAAGAUCAAGAUACCUUAAAAAGUACAUAGUGUGUACAUUUAAAACAUCCAUCUUGUUGUAUUUGAUACAAUUCAAUUAGUGUUUCAAGUAUGAAUCUGUCUCUCUGAUGCCCAUCUUCUCACCCUCACCCCUGCCAUUACUUUGAGAAACAAACCUUGAUUGUUGAGCAAAUGCUUCCAAGAGCUUUGGUGUUGGCACAUUCCUUUCCAUUCUUAGUUCAAGUGCAAACCUGGACUGGAAAGUUUUUCAUCUAAAUAGGUGUCCUCCAAGUGGAUGGGCAUUUACAUUUCGGAGGACAUGAAUAGAUGAAGAAGGUGCAUGAUAUUUCUCAAGUCCUAAGAUGGCAGUUUAAAUGUGGCAUCCCAUGUUUGGGGUCCUAAGAACAAUUGAGUUAGGACAGUCCAUCCCUUCUUUGCUGCUGCACUCCCCUCUCCAGCACAGCUUCUACUGCCUUGGUGAACUUUGCUGUAGGUUCUUCUAAUUCCUGCUGGGGUUUACCUCAAGUCAGUAUCCCUUUGCUGCCUGGUAAAUAAGUGCUAAGAUUAUUAUUUCUCAAGGGAACUAGGAUGCCUUCAGUUGUAGCAGAAAACUGCAGCAUCAUUAUGAUAAAUGUGAAGGAUAAAUUCUACAAAACUAAAACCUAACUUCAACAAGACACUCAAACACAUGGUGAGCAUGUAUCUUUCACCUACUUAACCCUGAUCCAGAUUCAUUAUAGUCCUUUUGUUGAUCACACCGGUCAUUUUUCAGGGACCAAUUUAAACCUCCAAUUUUGACCAAGUCUAUGCUGAAAAUAGACUUUCACAUAUUAAAUAUUUUUUAAAGUAAAAAUACUCCACUAUUAAAUGAACUUCCAUAAAGCAACAGUAGUUUUGGAAUGUGGUAGUCUGUUAUCAGAGGUUCAUCCUGAUGGGCUUGGUCCACUGUGUGUCUUAUUGCACAAUGAGUAUGUCUUAUGCCAUCCUCGGUUGACCAUGUGGCACUUGUCAGACUAUGUUUAAAAUGGAUCCAGACUCUACCAAGCCAUCUUAAGGCUGAGGUAGUAGCUGCAUGUGAAAAACUGUGACCUAAAUCUUAUCUUCAAGUCAUGACUAAAACCCUUUGAGACCAAAAAGUGUUUGUGAAUAGUUUUCAUAUACUAUUAGAAUUCUCAAUCAGGUAUUUCUGGUGUGGUAUAUUUAGGAAGUGGUCUUUCUGUCUGAAGAAACUUUAAGUUAGAGAGUUUGCAUGACUGGUAACUCAAACUCUUUGUUCCUUUGUGUGUAUACUCAGAGUGCUAGGUCAGGGUAGCAUGUGAGCAACUUGACCCAUGUGGCCUUUCUAUUCACCCCCCUGGAAGAUAUAACCUCUGCAGCACUGCUUUGCUUUGCCUGUUUGUGUAUACUACUUGUGCUUGAGUAGCGCACCAGUAAAAUGAAGAAGCCUUUCCAACAAGCUGAACUGGUAGGGUCAGUUUUCUGGAUUGCUUUGUAUUUUAAGUGUUUUUUGACCAAAGCAACAUAAACCUGUUUUCUAUUCUGGAAUGAAUUAAGACAAAUUGGGUCAAAGAUGAAAUUUAUGACCAGGAAAAAAAAAAAAACUCUUUCUCCCUAUGAUGCACUUAAAGGGCUCUAGAUUCUAGAAAUACAGUAUCCCCUAAGGGUGCAAAAACAGGUCUGGGAUAUUUAUUUAAAAUAAUAUGUAUGUAUUAUUAGCAUUUCAUAAGUAAAUGUUUUUUUUUUUCUUAAAAACCUUUACAGAAAUGUUGGACACUCCAAUCAACUAAUUCCCUUUGGUAGAUUAAAAUAUUUACACUUAGGCCACUUCCAACACACACACGCACACGCGCACACACACACAUACAGAUACCUUUUAUAUGAAGGGAAAUUUUCAUAUAUGGUGCUUUCUCAGUGCUAGGGAAAAGGGAGCUUCUGCUGUGUUCCAACUGUAACUCACAUGUUGUUUAAAAAGGCCUACACAAUAGAUUCUUUGCGCUGAUUUCUGUGUGCACAUAAUUUCCAGUAAGAAUAGAGAAAAAUACGUUUUGCCAACAUCCUAGAGAAAAAUAAUUUCCAAACCUCUGUCAGAGCAUGUAGCUGGUAAGGAAUUGAACUUUCCAGUUGUGGUUCUCUUUUCCACUUCCUGGUGGGUUUUUUUUUUUUUUUUUUCAUUUUUUAAAGCACUAUCCUCUCACUGACUGACAGGACCGAGAAUAGGAUGUGAGAUUCAAAUUCCACCACUUCCCUCCCAUCAGCACUACUGUUGGUGGAGUUUCAAUCAAUAAGUAUUUGCUGAAAUGAAGUUGGGGGUUUACCUGUGUAUUUCCUUCACCUGUAAUCAUACUUUCCUUCCUAGUGGACAACUGAGAGUUGGCUGUGGCUUUUUUUUUUAAUGGCCAUAUUUCCAUAUUCAUGUUUGUGGCUAGGGAUGCUUAGGUUCAUGAAUGCUGUUCUUAAAGACACAGAUGGUACGUGACCCAUACAGGCCCCUGGCCUUUCAGGGACGUGAGCAUGACUUGCAUCUGUCUAGUGGUUCCAUAUUCCUCAUCAAAGUGAAAUCUGGGGAUUGUUUGCUCUAUCAGUAGUAUGGUUUUCCAUGCAUUGUUUCAUCAUCCCUAGGAUGUGUGCUAAAUGAAAACUUCCUGUAAUUCCUGUUAAUAUAUUGUUGUCGUCAGACGUGAUGUGAUACCGUUGGACUGUCCAAAUGUACAACUAUUUAAUGGUGUUUGUGGAACUGAAAUGUCUUAAAUGUUGCAUGAAAUAUGUUAUAAAAAUAGAUUUGUUUUCUAUUUUUCAACACCUCAUAAUUGAGGGUUCAUGGGCCAAUAAGUGCAAUAUUUAAUGACUUACUCAGUGUAUAUAAACUAGCGUGCAAGAGUGAAUUAUAAUGAAUGUGUGAGAUGCUUUGAUGGCUGUGUAACUUAUUCAAAUUAUUUCUUGUAGCUGUAUUUGUCUAGUGGUGCAAUUUAUACAGUAAGUACCUUAUUGGUGUCAUGUGAAACUCCUCUGUGCCUAUUUUAAAGUACUUUUUUUCCUAUAAAACCAAACAUUUAGUAUCUGCAAAUAUAUGUCAAUUUUGCGCUUUAGAAUUGUGGAUUUUAUUUUUAAGACAGAAUCGAUGUUCAUUCAUUUUAUAUAGGCAUUCCCUUCUUGAAUUCAGAAUUUUCCUCUUAUAAGAGGCUAAUUUAGAUACCUAAGAAAAAAUAUGCACAUAAGGUAAAGUCAUAUUUAUUCUUCUCAGAAAUGUUGAUCACAUAUUCUGUGUGCUAAGAAUUUUUCUUGCAUUUGUGUGUAUAUUUUGUUAUUAGAUUUUGUAUUUUGUUUGCAAAUUCAACACUGUCAACCCAGGAAUUCUAAAACAUUGAUGUCUUUUUAGGUUGUAGUUAAUGUUUUACUCACUUACAAUUCUCAAUUGUCCACACUGGUGAUAGAGGAGAAGCAAAAGUCAGAAUUCUUAAUUUUCUUUGGUAUUUCAACAUAGAUUCAUAUAUUCAUCCUCAAACCCCCUUGGUUAAUCUUACAAUUAGAGGCCUAGAAUUUCAGUGAGAUGCAAAAAUUUAAAAAAAAAAAUUAGGCCUGGUUGCUGGAUUAACAAAAACUGUAUUUUUUUUUACAUGAGGUUUGAAGUAGAUCAACUACCUUAAGUUUCUAUAUGCCAAUUUAAUUUUUAAGGCAAAACACUCAUUUUAAUAUUGUACUUUGCCUUUUCAUUUAGUUAGCAAAAUAAAUGAUGAUACCCGUAGGAAGAAAAGUUAUGAUUUGUUCACUAAAAGUGAUGAAAAACAGUUGGUUUUAGAUAACCUUGGCCAUCUGUACAUCAUAUGAAACCUUCCAUUCUUUCUACAGCAGUUGCCUGAAAUUGACAUGUGAGGAUGUGCCAAUAAUCUUAAAUGGCUUUGGGCUACCACCAGUGAUGUGUGGCCCUAUUUUUAAAUGUGAUAGCGUGAAAUUUAUACUCAGCUCUCAAACCAACUGAAGAAGUCAAGUGAAUGUGGAUGAAGCAGGGAGAUUAGGGAUGACUUUGUGCCAAAUUGGAAAAAAAAAAAAAAAGAUGAACGUAAGCAGGGAGCCAACACUAGAAUAAUUUAAGAGCAUAUGUAAAUGUUCCGUUAGUCAUCAUCACAAUUAUUGAAUACCAUGUGCUUAGUGCUGUGGGAAUUAAACAGGGAAGAUGUAUGGUUCCUACCCCUACAUACUGACUGAAGAACAGGGAAAAAAAUACCAGGAUAUUAUGUGAAUGCUAAAUUAUGGCAGGAUAGAGGAGUAGAGAGAACUCUAAGAAGAGUGAGACUCAAGAAUGUGAUCCCAGCAAGAAUGAGAUGAGAUUUUUCCAGACAAUACAUGGGCAAGGUCACAUUAUGUUCCCUGUGAAUGGAAAUGUGCAGAAGGGGCAGCUAUAUAUCAUUGCUUUUCUGCAGAGAACCCAACUGGCCUUGUAAAAGCCAACAGAUUACCCUGUUUGGCGCCCUCUUGCUUUUGUCCCCAUGAGGAAGACAAGUUGCAGCAUCGACAUAUUCCUCUGUGCUGAGCAGCCCCAGACUCUGCCACAAAACAUCAACUGCUUUAAAGUCACAUAAGAACAGUUGAUUUAGACAUUUUGCCCAUGCAUCAAACCACAAAACAUUGUAUAAUCCAAUGUCAACAAGACAGAUGCGUGCCCAGAGAUUUUUCUGUAGUUCUACGUUUCCCACUGAGCAUUUUGGGAAAUGCACAAAGACUUUUGUAACCGGGCACUUUCUGGCUCCUCAGUGACUGUUCUAUGGAGCUCUUCUUCAGAAAAUAUUCAGUAACAGCUUAGUGCUUUCAUAUAGUGAUUGUGACAUUUAGUUGAAAACUAACUGCUGCACAGCAAAUAUCGUGACUCUUAUGUGUCCACAGGAGCUCUUGUCUGGGUUUAAAGCUACAAAGUAUUCACAUUGUGAAGUUUUAAUUCUCUUUAUUGAAAUUGUGUAAAAACUGUAUGUGCUCUAUUAGGUAUUAAGUUUGUAUGUGAAUUCUGUAUAGAAAGUGGUUUUUGUUCUUUGGGUUUAUCUUGUUUUAUUUUUUGGAGAUUACAAUAAAUAUCUAAGAGACUAUAUUCCUGAA
Lynx canadensis (Canada lynx) is the source of this 8554-nucleotide messenger RNA. RefSeq names its product RAB3C, member RAS oncogene family (gene RAB3C). Gene Ontology annotation, cellular component: synaptic vesicle; endosome; plasma membrane. Gene Ontology annotation, biological process: protein secretion; protein localization to plasma membrane; regulation of exocytosis. The transcript has 5 exons. The record is from RefSeq and is a predicted model, not a curated record. Lineage: Eukaryota; Metazoa; Chordata; Mammalia; Carnivora; Felidae. Gene Ontology annotation, molecular function: GTPase activity; GTP binding. Bases 295 to 972 code for a protein of 225 amino acids.